Endocarpon pusillum Z07020 is the source of this 1743-nucleotide messenger RNA. RefSeq lists its product as uncharacterized. NCBI's taxonomy places the organism in Eukaryota, Fungi, Ascomycota, Eurotiomycetes, Verrucariales, Verrucariaceae. Gene Ontology annotation, cellular component: cytoplasm; membrane; intracellular membrane-bounded organelle. Bases 1 to 1743 code for a protein of 580 amino acids. The transcript has 2 exons. Gene Ontology annotation, biological process: sphingosine biosynthetic process. The record is from RefSeq and is a predicted model, not a curated record.
AUGGACAGCUACUUUCAAGAUGCAGUCUUCAUGGGCGAGCCGGCUAAGCUCAGCCUAUUACCGUCGUCGUUCGAUGUCCAAUUCAGUGAUCGACAGCUUCAGAUACCAACAGCCAACAUCAUUGCAAUCCACGUAACACACAGAGCUAGAGCGGAAGUCUCGGAAUCUGACAGUCGCAUUCAUGCAGCACUGUUUGCCGCAGGGAACUAUCCUAAAGAUAGCGUUGAGCAGAAUGAUAACCAAGGAGAGAUGUUUAGGUUGAAGAGCUUCCAAAUGGAGUACACUGGCCAGCAUCUUCUCCCUUGUCCUCCACUACUCCUACCACAUUUGCCGGAACACCUACGUCUGCCACCCAAAAAUGGCCAGGCGAAUAUUCAUGUCGUGAUCUCCACAUUUUCAGGCACGCAAAAGGCAGAAGGAUUUUACGAACUAGCCCUCAAACCACUUCUUGACCAGCUCAAGGUAUCUCCUUACGCUGUCCAUCGCACAGAAAGUGCAGACUCCAUCUCGCAAUUGACACGUGAUAUCAUCCUACCAAGGGUCAACCAAGGGAUCAAGCAGCUCAUCAUCCUCCUCUCCGGCGACGGGGGCAUGGUUGAUGUUGUCAACACCCUGUUCAGUGAGCAAAUGACGACCGCCAAUGCUGCCAUACCAAUUGUCGGCCUCAUACCGAUGGGCACCGGAAAUGCAUUGUACAACUCAUCAUGCCGACCUCGACCAAACAAAGGCCUUCCUGCCACCACUACUCAGACCUCUGGUCAGGAACCAGACGGUACCUCUGAAGACCAAACCCGCGGUCUCCGCAACCUCCUCCUCGGCAUGCCCAAACCCCUCCCAACAUUCCACGUCACCUUUUCUCCAAAGAGUACAUCCAUUUCCUAUCCCGCUAGCUCCACACACCCCAUGCACACUCCUCUUUCCUCAACCAGCCCUUCCGGCACCUCCACCCUACACGGCUGCGUCCUAACAUCCUGGUGUCUACACGCCUCACUGAUCUCCCUCUCUGACGCCCCGGCCCAUCGCGUGCAUGGCUCGUCCCGCUUCAGCACCGCCGCCAAAUCACUUCUCUGCCCGCCUGACAACUCACCAACUCACCUCUACAAGGGCGUUGUCUCAACCCUCCACUGCGACCAAUCUGGACAGGAGAUUUGGGAGCCGUUGAGAGAGCGUGAUGGCAGCAUAAGAAGGGAGCAUAUGUAUAUUCUAGCAACCCUGGUAUCUAAUCUGGAGGAAGGUUUUACCGUUUCGCCGCACUCGGAGCCAUUGGAUGGUAAAUUGAGAAUUGUCAGUAUUGGGGCUGUGGGGCCUGAGGAGGUGGUGAGACUACUUGGGUUGGCUUACCAAGGGGGUAGGCAUGUGGAUGAUGAGAAUGGACUGGUUGGGUACGAAGAGGUCGAGGGCCUGAGAAUCGAGUUCGCGGAGGAGGAUGACGACGGAGCGGAGGAUAAGAGUGAAAUGGGUAGAUGGAGGAGAGUUUGUGUCGAUGGGUUGAUUGUGGAGUGUCCCAGGGCUGGAUGGGUGGAGGUUCGGAGGGACAGAGGGAGAAGUGUCGUAGAAUUGAUCCCCAUCAGCCCUGCUGAAUGUUACCCUUACGCCUUCGCUUCAGAUACAGCUCCAGUCGCGACCUCUCCCGAUAAGGUGCCCGUUACGACGCUCUCCCUUCUCCUUCGCACAACUCAUCCUGACUACAUCAAGACAGUCAGUCUCCUCUCAACCCUUUACCCCUUCAGCCAUCCACCAUAA